GGCUAGCCAGCUACCAUGGGGAACAUUUUUGGCAACCUUCUAAAGAGUCUUAUAGGGAAAAAAGAGAUGCGGAUUUUGAUGGUCGGCCUGGAUGCAGCUGGGAAAACCACAAUCCUGUACAAACUGAAGCUUGGAGAGAUAGUCACAACGAUUCCCACCAUCGGGUUUAAUGUGGAGACCGUGGAGUACAAGAACAUCAGUUUCACAGUGUGGGAUGUCGGUGGUCAGGACAAAAUCAGGCCUUUGUGGCGACACUACUUUCAGAACACACAGGGCCUGAUAUUCGUGGUGGACAGUAAUGACCGAGAGAGGGUGAACGAGGCCAGAGAAGAGCUGAUGAGGAUGCUAGCUGAAGAUGAACUGAGAGAUGCAGUGCUGCUGGUGUUUGCCAACAAGCAGGAUCUGCCGAACGCCAUGAACGCAGCAGAGAUCACUGACAAGCUGGGCCUUCACUCACUCCGUCACCGUAACUGGUACAUCCAGGCCACUUGCGCCACUAGCGGUGAUGGCCUUUACGAAGGCCUCGACUGGCUGGCCAACCAGCUCAAGAACAAGAAGUGA
Messenger RNA from Neoarius graeffei (lesser salmon catfish), 561 nucleotides. It is a transcript of the gene arf3a, whose product is annotated as ADP-ribosylation factor 3a. Lineage: Eukaryota; Metazoa; Chordata; Actinopteri; Siluriformes; Ariidae. The record is from RefSeq and is a predicted model, not a curated record. Gene Ontology annotation, molecular function: GTPase activity; GTP binding. Gene Ontology annotation, cellular component: cytoplasm; plasma membrane. Gene Ontology annotation, biological process: intracellular protein transport; vesicle-mediated transport. The transcript has 4 exons. The coding region runs from base 16 to 561 and encodes 181 amino acids.